AUGACUGAACAAAGUCCGAGUCGUAGGUGGCCAAAAUUUCGUACAAUUUUCACUAAAAUCAGUCUUAGCAUAGCUGGAUUAUAUAUACUAGUUUCAUUGAUUUUACCAAUCAUUCUUAUUGUUCAUCCAACGAGUAUUGGUCAUAUUGUAUUUUUGAAUUUUCUUAAGCCAGGUAUUAAUUUCACUCAACCAGAAAAGUUUGGUCUUGAUCGUGUGUUCAACUUUUAUUUGAAUGUUGAACCUACAGUCCGCGUUGGCGUUUGGCAUUAUCGUUCUCCACUUGUCGAAGAUCAAUCAUAUACUACAGAUCAAGAUUAUUUUCAAAAGCAUUUUGCAUCACAACCAUCCACUAUUCCAAUAAUUAUUUAUUUUCAUGGCAAUGCUUUUGAUCGUUCAUUAUUUACUCGACGUGGAAUAUGUGAAAAACUACGUAAAGAAUUGAAAUAUGAUGUCUUUACGUUUGAUUAUCGCGGUUAUGGCGAUUCGACUGGUGAACCAACAGAAGAAGGUUUGAUCAAAGAUGCCCGUUAUGUUUACGAUUGGAUACAUAAUAUAACUAAUGGCCAAAGAAAAAUUUACAUUUGGGGUCAAUCAUUGGGUUCAGCCGUUGCUUGCCAAUUAGCAGCACGAUUAUCAGAUGAUGAAAGUAAAACUCUUGCUGGUAUUGUGAUGGAAGCACCAUUUAUAAAUAUUCAUCAAGCUUUACAAACACAUUAUCUUGCACUAUUAUUUCGUUGGCAACCAUGGUACUAUGGACUAACUGAAAAAGCUUUAGCUAAAAGUAAACUCGCAUUUCACACACGUGGUCAUUUAUCAAAUCUUAAUUGUCCAUGCGUACUUUUACAUUCCGACGAUGAUUAUACGAUACCUUAUGCACAUAGUAAACAAUUAUUGCAAGCUGGUUUAACUGCUCGUGAUCAUAAUAAAAAAGAGAAGAAAUUAUUUCAUUUUACAAUUGAUAUGGUUUCAUUCCAUAGUAAGGGUUAUGGACAUUCACUCAUUUAUCAAGAACCGAAACUAAUACCUGCAUUAAAACAUAUUAUAUUCGAUAACAAGCUAUGA
This is a messenger RNA of Rotaria socialis, 1062 nucleotides long. The record is from the annotation of a GenBank genome assembly. NCBI's taxonomy places the organism in Eukaryota, Metazoa, Rotifera, Eurotatoria, Philodinida, Philodinidae.